Chinchilla lanigera (long-tailed chinchilla) is the source of this 4719-nucleotide messenger RNA. RefSeq names its product V-set and transmembrane domain containing 2A (gene Vstm2a). NCBI's taxonomy places the organism in Eukaryota, Metazoa, Chordata, Mammalia, Rodentia, Chinchillidae. The record is from RefSeq and is a predicted model, not a curated record.
CCAAAUUCACCGAGUUCCCGCGGAACGUGACGGCCACGGAGGGGCAGAACGUGGAGAUGUCCUGCGCCUUCCAGAGCGGCUCGGCCUCGGUCUACCUGGAGAUCCAGUGGUGGUUCCUGCGGGGACCCGGGGACGCGGCGCCCGAGGGCGGCCCGCAGGCAGAGCUCCUGCCCGACCGCGACCCGGACCUGGACGGGACCAAGAUCAGCACAGUGAAGGUCCAGGGCAAUGACAUCUCCCACAAGCUUCAGAUCUCCAAAGUGAGGAAAAAGGACGAAGGCCUCUACGAGUGCAGAGUGACAGAUGCCAAUUACGGGGAGCUGCAGGAGCACAAGGCCCAGGCCUACCUGAAAGUCAACGUCAACAGCCACGCCCGGAGGAUGCAGGCCUUCGAAGCCUCGCCCAUGUGGCUGCAGGACGCAAAGCCUCGCAAGAACUCGUCGGCCGCCCUCCCCAGCCUGGUCCACAGCUCUGCCAACCAGCGAACGCACUCCACCUCCAGCCCGCAGGCCGAGGCCAGGAUCCCCAAACAAAGUCCACAAUCAGCAAAGAGCAAAUCGCCUGUAAUACCCACGGAGCGGACAGCAAAGUUGACCCUAAACUCCAAGCACCACUCAGCACCCUCUGUACUAUAAUUACCUACUCCAGGAGCUCCUGCUUCGGAAGCAUAAAUGAAGAGGCUAUCACACGCUUUGUUCCUAAUGUUUUCUUUGGCAAAUCACUGAUCUUUCAUUUCAAGAGAAUUAGUGUGAAGCGAUAGGACCUUUUCCAAUAGCAAGACCUGUUUUUUCCUUUUCUUUUGGCGAAUGACAUCAUCAUCUCUCUGACUGCUCAGGGGUUGGCCAAAGUCAUCGUGUAGCAAUUUUUUACUGUGGAUACCACUGAUUUCCUCCCGAAGGGCCCACUGCCGGUGCAGGAAGCAAAGAGAGACCAGAAGUCCUCAGGACAGAAACCAUCUUCUGACCAAGCCACUUCUGGGGCAAGAACAAAAUCAUCCAUGCUGCAAGUCAACAAGGAGAAUUGUCUCAAGGAGUGAUCAUGGGAAGUUUUUUUUAAACCUUUUUCCUGGAUUUUUUCUUCUUUUCCUGAAUCCUAGUUCUCAGCCCAUGGGGAGUCUGCUCCUGGCCAAUCCCUGCCCAUCGUGGGAGGUUUCUAUGACCGCAUUUUGAGUGCUCUGUGUUUCAAUGUAUUUUAAUUCAUUUUGAAUUCUUGUAUAUGAAGACCUCACGAAUUCUGUAAAUUGCUUAUGGUAUGUGUGAUGUAACUUCAAAGUAGAUAGCCUACGAUCCUCAUGCGAGCUGAUUUUUAUCAUUCUAUAUACAAAUGUAUACAUACGGAUAUCUCUUUGUUGGGCCACCAACCAACUUCCUUUGAUAAAGCAUUUGUUUUUCAUUUGUAAUCCACGUAUGCUGUGACUUUCAUAGUGGAGCCUUUCAUCUCCGCAGAUUUGACGGCCUCAGAUGGUCUCUGCUGUCCUCUGCUUCCUUCUGGAAAAUGCAUAUUCAAAACUGUAUCCGUCUCUGAUAAAUGAAUUAAUUUUGUUGUGCGUAUGCUAUGUUGGAAUUUGCUGUGUUCAUGUCUGGUGUUCGCUGAGGUCGGAGGGCCUCCCCCGGGAGAGCACAUGCUGGUUUUGACAGGUGUGCCUGUGUGAUCUUCAUCCUGCCAGUGUACACCAGUCACUUCUAGAAAGUCUGUCUCCCAGGCAGAUGUGGGGAGGGAAAGCAGACCCCUCGGUCCCCGAGUUCGCAGAAGAACCUUUCUUGCUAUGGCUAAAAUAUGCUGCUUCCUUUGACCUGUAUGAGUUUUUGUAGCUUUGUCAUUCUGUUAUUUGCUGCUAAUUAUAUUUUAAUGUCUCCUAAUUAAAAAUUAAAAUUUGGUUGUUGGCUAAGUACAAUAUGCAAAUAAUGACUGCAAAUCUCUUCCCAAAGAAGAAGUGUGUUCAGUGUCACUAGCUAACAAAUUAGGACUUCAAUAUCUAUCCUUACUUUUGGCUUUAUGAUCAUUCAGGCUAUUUUACUUAGAACCGUUCUUUACUCUGGUGAAGAAAGAUAGAGCAAUUAUCGUGCUGCAGGUGCACCCUGGGGUGGGGGCCGGGAGGAAGCACGAGCUGAGUCCCCCUUCCAGAGCCCUCUGCGUCCUCCCUGUGGAGCCGGGAGCUGCCCGCACAGGCCGCGUCCUCCCAGCCCCGGUCCUGCGUGGAGGCUGGAGGGCAGCGAAUGUUUCCGAUGUUCAAAGGCAAAGGCACUGGCUUCAGCUGUUCAUUUACGGCAGUGUGCGUAUUUUCGUACUGUGGACCUUCUCUUCUGAGAAAGAAUGUUUCAUGCUACAGUUAUUUCUUGCCAUUUUUCUUGUUCAUUUGGUUUAUUGUUUCGGUCUAAUGAGAAAAAUAAAUAAAGGUUUUGAUUGCGCUAUUUUAUUAACCUAGGAAUGUAUUUUCUUUCAAAGAUUAAUACCUUUAAAUGCAUAGCAUAAUAAGAUAACUGUCAUCUGCAAGUCUGUCUCAGCUUGAAGGACUGCGUAUGUUAAGGCAUCAGAGUUCUGAUUCGAUUCAGUCCAGCUGAGAAAAUGUACCCCGUAACACGCUUCUCUCACAGGUCAGGAGAUGAGACUGCUCAGUACUAAGUAGACAGAUUGGUGCCUGAAUGGACAGUUUCACCAUGCCGGGGACAGGUGCUGGUGUGAGGACACUCGCUAGACUCAUGUAUCCAAAAUAAUGUCAUGCUGUUUGUCAGUGUGCCACCGAGUCUAGCGCACGGCCACUUUGAGAAAAAAGCAGUGUGUCAUGUGUUUGCGCAAACUCAGAAAAAUAAUAUGGAAUCUUAAACAUUAGAACAGAAGCGGUAGCACACGAGGGAGACCAUCCGGUGAUUUGCACUUGGUACUCUGUCCCUUGGGGUGGUAACUGUAUGUUAUGACUGUGGAAAUGAAUAAAGACUAAAAAUAAUUGAUCUGGCUUCUCAGCCUGUUUCCAGGGUUUUGCGACAUCUUUCAGAAGAUGAAAUUGUGAAAAGUUGAAAUUGUUUACUUGAGUUCAAGCCAGAUCCUUUGUUCUUGCUCUCUCCCAUAGACAUAUGGACUACUUACAGAUUAAACAAUGCAAAUGAAAGUACUUGAGGACGAAGUAAGAUACAGUUCCCUAAGGCAGAUGCUCUUAAUCUAGAUUAGUAAAUAAACUUGGUAGAGUCUUUAAGCCCAGUGAAUUUACGACAGUGUUACAACUCUUUCUGUGAUGCUUACCCUUCAUUAGACAUAAUUAGUGCUCUAGAGAUGAUCUGAAGUGCACAGGAUGAUGUGUGUAUGGUCAUACAGAUCCUGGACCAUUUUCUGUAAGAGUCAGGGCCAUCCGAAAGGUUUCUCUAGCUCACCCCCGCAGAUGGGGGAUGGCUGUAGGUCUGCACUGUGCAUUAUCCUAUGGAGAUGGUCCUUCACAUUAAUUGAUGCUGAAAAUGAUUUACUUAUCAUUUUCUGGCCUAGAAAAAGAAUACUCAGAUGGUUUUGAGAAUGUACGAAGACUUAAUUGCUAUAUGUUUGGACUGGUUUGCCUUAAAGUGCUUGGAAGCAGGAUGUUUUCAGGGAAAUAUAUUAGGAAUCCAUACACACACACACACACACACACACACACGCAUUUGACAAAGACAGCAUAUAUUUUUAAGUCUAGAAAAAAUAGCCUUUACAUUUGCUAUGAACAAUAUGGGAUAGUAGAUAUGGAGUAAUGUUUGUAGAAUUUUUAUUAAGAUGCUAAUGUAAAUUUUCAAAGGACACACAGCUACCACUCAAAUAAGUGAUCCUGGUAUUAAUCCUAUAUAAAAAACAAAAUAUUGAGUACAACUUAGUGUUAGUGUUAUAAGAAGAGAUAGUUACCAAGGUAAAUGUAAUCUUUCUGAGAUAAUACAUAACUAACGAUUGUAGUUUGGAAUUGAAACUAUGCAGUUACAAAAUAUGUGUGCGCAUAAUUUCAAACAGGAAGCUAAAGUGAUUUUAUUUUUGGAACUGCGCAUUGAUUAAAGGGACAUGCAGUGACUCUGGAAUCGUGGGGGCUUACGGCCUUGGGCCACGGCAUGAUCAUGUGUUCUUUAUGUCUUGGGGAGACAGGAAGUCCAGGGACCCCAGUGUGGGGUGUGAGGAGGUAUUGGCAGGAGGCUGCUCUGAGCAGGGGACGUCAGUGUUAAUCCUGAGUGCCAGGAAGUCAGGCAAGAGAGAAUCGUGGAUCAGAGUCCCCAGGGACAGAGCACAACUUGUGCAAGUCCUGAAGCCACGUCCACGUCCGCUGUUCAAGGACCAGAGCCUGAAACCAAGCAGACGGUGGCCUGAGAGACCUCGAGGAGCUGUUAGAUGAGAUGGAGCCCCGGGGAGCAAACAGGGCAGAGUCUGUGUCACUCCAGGGUGUGCUGCCACUGUGGAGCCAGGACCCGACCUGCGGGACCAAUGGACAUCUGCAUCAAUGCUCCUGAGACACAGGCGCGGAGGACCAACCACACUGCAAUGCUGAUUUACAUCGGAUCAUUCCGGGGAGCAACAGGAGAGGCUGAGAGGACAAUUGGACAGGUGUGACUGGGGCGGUGAGCCAGUGGCCGCUGUUAGAGAUGCCACUGGAAUAAAAGCAUGCGCGCAGCAGUCCCCCACCCAUGGUUUUGCUUACCUCUGGUUUCAGUUACUGUGGUCAGCCAGAUCUGGAAAUGUCCAGUGGAAACCCUGCAAAUAAACAAGUCCUGAUCUGUA